UCAGAACGUGACCUGGCUGCCUUUGUAGAUGGCCUCCUAAGGGCAGCCGAGAUGUUUCCUUUCACAUUUUCUUCCUCCAACACCUUAAGGUGAUGCUAUAGGAGGCUGUCAUGCCAUACUGCUCACCACUCAGCUAAAUAUAGGUCCUCCUAAUCUUCCUGGAUACGUUCAUCCACUGUAGUACAACUGUAUCACCUUGCUACUGCUGACAGCUCCGAGCAGAGAUGUUUCAGGAAAGCUUUUAUCAGGUCCGGCGUGGUGCGGAGCGCAUUCUCCGGAGUUCUUCGCGCAGACACCACAAUUUUGGGCAGGGGUCUUUGCCAACUAAGUAACCUGCUGCACUCAAGAUGGCCGUCUGAAGUGGAUGCACGUGUAGAAGUCGCAGAGCCGCGUGGCCCGAGACGACACACCUAAGAUGGCGGAGGACUUCCUGAGCAGCACCCUGUCGGCAUCAGAGCGGGCGGCCCUGCCCGCGCCCUCCUCGCUGACGCUGGAGCAGAAGGCGGCCUUCGUCUUCGUCCUGCUGCUCUUCGUCUUCCUCGGCCUGCUGAUCGUGCGCUGCUUCCGCAUCCUGCUGGACCCCUAUCGCAGCAUGCCGUCCUCCACGUGGACCGACUACAUGGAGAAGGACACUUUCGACUAUCGCAUCGCCUGAGCACCGCACCACAGGGACCAGGGACCCCUGAGAGUCUCCCGGUGUUGUCCUCAGCCAUGUAACCUCUUCUUAACCCUUUAACAGUUAAAAAAAACUUUUGUAUUCGUUAUUUUUAUUAAUGCCUAGCCAUUACACUGCUCAUCAGUGGGCAUUUCGAUUGUUUCACUCAGUAGAAAGAACACUAAAAGGUGUAAAUGUGAAGCGUAAGUACAGCACAUCUCACCAAGCCUCUAGGAUAAGACUGUUGAGCCUGGGAUUAAGUCAAAAGGAGAUGUAGCUAUAGAGGUGGAAAUUUCAGGUCCAAAAAGUACAAAUCCAGACCAAGAUUUUGUUUCAACCCAGCCACUUAAGUGCUCUGUGACUCUGACUCUUUAUACUCAACUGGUUGAUCGAAACAGAAUCUUGUCUGGAUUUGUACUGUCAGGACCAGCACCUUCCACCACUGUGCAGCUAGUGGGAUGUAUACAAAGGUUUCUACGUGCUUAGAAACCUUCCCUUUAAUCCCUUUGCCUGAUUAUUGUCGAAAGACUUUUAUCUGAAAUCUAUGCUGAAAAUUUUGAUUAGUCUAACUGAAGAGCAAAUUUCCAAAUCUCACUCAGUCCACAGGGUACCUGAAGGGAAUAUGUUUGUAAGUAAGUAUCAUGUCCAUGGACUGAGUUUUGUACAUUUAACAAAAGUUCUUCGCUGGAGUUCAUGAGGACUGGAUUUGGUUCCCAGUACUGUAACAUAUGAUGAGGAAGCCUGACUUUAGGUCAUUGGCGGUCUCACACAACAAAGAAUGGACUGAGUGAGUUUGGGAAAUCUGCUAUUCAGUCCUGAUAAGAGAGGUAUCAGUAAGUCUCCUCACAACCCAGCCCUUAGCGAAAGAGCAUCCCAAGGACCUGUCCGCACCAAACAAACGAGCCCCAGCAUGAUCAACAAAUCCGCAGAAGCUAACGCCCCAGGCUGCCGCCCAGAGUAACCCUUUCCCUCUGACACAUAGCCUUUCUGCUCUAAAUCACCGCUAACUUUCCCCAGCACAGUUUAUAGCAUACAGACUGUAUAUUUCCACCUCUGCGGAAGGUGUGCAGUCGACUCUUAAACUCCCUUUUCAAUGGCACUGGAAAUUUACCCUUUAAGGAUUACUGCGCUGCCACCUCAAAUAGCAAGCAGACAUGAAAGGUGUAGAAUUUUUAUCCCCUAAUCCACAGCCAAGUUUGCUGUUUGUAGUCCAGGGCUCUGUCAGUAUCAAACAUGCAGCAGAAGUCACCAUUAUAAGGAUAUAACUGACGGCUUAGAUGACUAAUGAAAAACUAAGACUCUGCUGAGGUACACUGGAUUUUGAAGGAGUACCCAAAAAGUAAAGUAAUUUGUUGGUUAUAGUACAGUUAUCAGGGACAAUGUGGUUUUAUCAGUUGAAGCUGAUGUAGGUAUGACACUUUAAUACAUAUAUGAGAUUUUCACCUUCUGCUGUUGAGUAGUUGUUCCUGAAUGAAGACUAAUGUCACCCCUCCAGGCUAUAGCCACUGCGGGAGAGAGGAAGCAGUCACACUAAUGCAGUGUUUCUCAAAUGUGGUCCUCAGGGACCCCCUGACAGUCCACGUUUUUGUGUGGACUGUCUGGCAGGGAGCUGGGAGGGAGCAAAAAUGUGGACUGUCUGGGAGGGAGCAAAAAUGUGGACUGUCUGGGAGGGAGCAAAAAUGUGGACUGUCUGGGAGGAAGCAAAAAUGUGGACUGUCUGGGGAUCCCUGAGGACCAGGUGGGGAAACAUUCCAUUAAUGCAAAGCCAACAGUGAAAUCUAACCCUUUUCAAAAUAGCAGAUUAUGCGAGGCAUGGAUAUCAGAAUGUGUGUGUUGAAACAUCCAGCUGGGACCCAAUGAAGGUUCAAGAGCAUCAUUGUUUACAUGUUUAUAAAUAUGCAUAAUGGCACGUCUUUGAGUUCGUGAAGGUGAUGCAGUUGGGGGGUCAAUGGUCCCUCGGGUCAACACCAAAGCUGGAGAUUCUCUUUCCCCACUUUGCACUUGGUAGAAGUCCUUCACACGUGUCUCAGACGUAAGCUGUAAUCUGUGGAUUAAUGGGGUUUACAUUUGGUUCAUGUUUUGUGGGCCGGUGUUUGUCACAGAAUUUUAAACCGAUCAAGAAUGAAAAUAUGUGGAAUCGAUACAAUGAAGGACUAGAAAUAAAAAUGCUUUAGAUACAAAACUUGGUUUUAGGCACACAAACCUCCGUGGUGGGUAAAGUAUUUGCUUUAAAAUUCCGCAAGCAUGAUGCAUUAAUGUCAGGAGUCAAACGGCGAGAUUUGCACAAGUGUGAGUCACAUUGAUUAUGAAACUAUCCCUUUAUCGCCAGUGUCUGUUACUCUUCGUCAGUAAAAGACCCCAUCGUCGGUACUCUGCCUUAUGAAACUGCGUGUUUACAGUGUAAAGCUGGCCAAGCUGUAACUGAAUCACCAUGGUUUCUGUCACUGCUGAAACGUCAGUCAUGCCGAGGUUCCGUAGUACAUGUAGGUUCACUGUACUGAUGGUGUGCAGUCAUGUGAUCUUCUUUACUUUGGUUCAUUAGCUGAUCCAUGAGCACCUCUAGCACUAAGACUGUCUGCACGUUCAACACCUGCUCCCUUCAGCGCACUGAGGACGGUGACGGAAGUCCAAAGAACUUGCACUAUGUGAAUUUACAGCGUGGGGGAAAAAUGACCAGCCCGCAUUUCAUGCUAAGGUUUACUUUGCUGUUAGCUAUUUACGGUCCAGCCUACUUUUAAAUCGCAUUUGGAAAUCUUCUUGAUAUCUGUAACUGUAUCUUUUUUUGUAAUAAAUUUUUCUUGGGUUAA
Paramormyrops kingsleyae is the source of this 3462-nucleotide messenger RNA. RefSeq names its product cortexin-3-like. Lineage: Eukaryota; Metazoa; Chordata; Actinopteri; Osteoglossiformes; Mormyridae. The record is from RefSeq and is a predicted model, not a curated record.